AUGAAUCAAAGUGAACAAGUUUUCCUAGCAACCUCCCAAUUUGAAACAUAUGAUGAGUUACUACGAAGUGUGCGAUCAUUUUAUUAUGCUAAAGGAUAUGGGCUCUCUAUACGUGAUUCAAGAAAAGGCAAGCAUGUCAUUUUGCAAUGUGACCGGGGAGGUUCUCAUAAAGAACCUGCUGAGAUUAAUAGAAAAAGAAGUACCACUUCUCGUUUGACCAAUUGCCCAUUCCAAAUUGUUGGCAAAAGGGGAGCCGAUGGUUUUUGGGCAUUCACAGUGAAAAACUUGACACAUAACCAUGAACCAUCAAAGGACAUGUCCGGCCACUCAUCAUUUCGUCAACUAUCACCAAAUAAAGUGAAAACUGUGAAGGAAAUGACAAUGUCUGGAAUACCUGCUAGACAAAUUCUUUCUUCGUUACGUCUAGAAACCCCGAGUCUCCCAGCAAACUCAAGAACAAUAUACAACCUGAAGAAAAAAAUUCGUAGGGAAAAAUUAGGAAAUCGGCCUAUGAUUAAUGCCUUAUUUGAAGAGCUUGAAAAGGCUGGUUUUACAUAUGAUAUUGUCCAUGAUCUAGAUGGGCGAAUAACUCGCCUGUUCAUUGCACACCCACUGUCAGUUAAAUUGGCCAAACACUUUUCUAGUACUUUUGUGAUGGAUUGCACUUAUAAGACCAAUAAGUAUAACAUGCCAUUACUGAUAUCAUUGGAAUCUCAUGCUUCAACACCACCUUUUAUUCUGGGUUCGUAUUUUUGGAGAAAGAGGAUGAAGAAAAUUAUGUUUGGGCGUUAA
Messenger RNA from Erigeron canadensis, 792 nucleotides. Its product is annotated as protein FAR1-RELATED SEQUENCE 5-like. Gene Ontology annotation, molecular function: malonate-semialdehyde dehydrogenase (acetylating, [NAD(P)+]) activity; methylmalonate-semialdehyde dehydrogenase (acylating, NAD+) activity. Lineage: Eukaryota; Viridiplantae; Streptophyta; Magnoliopsida; Asterales; Asteraceae. The record is from RefSeq and is a predicted model, not a curated record. Gene Ontology annotation, biological process: L-valine catabolic process; thymine catabolic process. Gene Ontology annotation, cellular component: mitochondrion. The transcript has a single exon. Bases 1 to 792 code for a protein of 263 amino acids.